AUGCCAACAACAAAGCGCAAGAUAGUCCGGAAAAAGGUCGGUAAAACAUUGCGAGACAUAGAUGAUAUUAUUUGCCUUUUAAGGGAUGCGAACUCUGAUGAUAUUCCUGUGUUUGUUGCGCGGGAUCUAGAAAAAUUACCCCCCGUGUUGUUUGAUCAUAUCGACGUCACGAGACUUCUAAAAGAUAUAGUUAAGCUGCAGCUAGACAUUAACAUGAUUAAAGAGGAGUAUGCUACUGUGGAAAACAUAAAUAUAUUGAAGGGUGAAGUCGAGAUGCUGAAAAAUGCGUCGCUAGUAAAUAACUACAGGCGUAACGUAAAUCAAAGACGCGGUGCGUAUUUGAUUGACAGUUUUAAGUGCCACAGUGGACCUAUGGUGUUGCCACCUAUGGGUUAUGAUGGUAUUAUUCAAGUUAAUGAACAAAUUGAUCCAUCAUUACGAGAACCGAUAUAUCGAGACAUGGGUGAUAAAAUUAAUUUAACGGAGGCUGACAUAGUUGCGGUGCAGGAGACCUGGCUGCUGCCGCACGACCUCGCGUACCUGAGAAGCAUUGACAACGACUUCGCCUUCACUGAUGAUGACUUGAUGGCUAGCAUUAUUGAGAGCCAUAAUGUGGAGUUAGUGUUUAUGUUAGGGGAUCACAAUGCGCACCCUGGUGAGUCUUUUGCUACUGAACUAUUGAAUUUUUGUUUUGAACAGUCAUGGUCGUCUGUGGACAUGGCGCUUCUAGUAUCGGAUAGUCACACGUUCGUCAGUGACGCUCAUGGCUGCCGCCGCUGGCUUUAUGCCGGUGCUUUAUAA
This is a messenger RNA of Parnassius mnemosyne (clouded apollo), 801 nucleotides long. The record is from the annotation of a GenBank genome assembly. Lineage: Eukaryota; Metazoa; Arthropoda; Insecta; Lepidoptera; Papilionidae.